GCCUCCCGGGCACCUCCGCUCCCCCAUAAAGGACUCGGCAGCGGCUCCCCAGCGGGUCCGCCCGCUCCGGGGGCGGCUUUGCCCCCCGCCCCCGCCGCGCCAUUGGCCCCGCCGCCGGCAGCGCUCCGCCCCGCUCCCGGUGAUGCCUCGGCCGAAGUUUUCCGCGGCGGGCUCCGCACGUGGGAGCCCCGCUAGCGCAUCCCCGCCGAGGCGGCUCCCCGCUGCCCCGCAGCAGCCCCGCUGUCCCCCGCGGGGGAUGCCCCCCUGAAGCGCCGCGGUCCCCGCGCCGGGGAUGCGGCAGCGCGCAGCCCCCCGGCCCCGCGGAGCGCAGCGCGGAGGGGCCGCGCCGGGGGGCGGCCGCGGAGCAUGGCCGGGGCGCCCGGCCGCCCUCUCGGGGUAGCAUGGCCGUGAGCGCGGCGGCCGCCCCCGCCGCCGAGCCGCUGCCCCGCAGCAUCUUCAAGAAGUUCCUGGUGAUGCUCUGCUCCCUCCUCAUGUCCCUCUACGUCUUCUACUGCCUGGCUGACCGCUGCCAGACGCUGCCCGGGCCCAUCAUCGCCGCCGGCGCCGCAUCGGAGGAGGACGAGGGCGGCGGCGGCGAGUUCCUGGGCGGCUCGGCCGAGCUGCCCCCCUGGCAGGCGGCGGCGGCGCGGCGCAAGCGGCUCCUGCAGCGGCUGAAGCAGCGGCGGCGGCGGCAGGAGGCGGCGCCGGGCGCGGAGGAGCCGGCCGGGGGCGGCGGGAGCCGGGCGGGCGGCUCGGGCGGCGGGGCGGGCACGGCCGGCACCCUGGCUCUGCUGCUGGGCGAGGGCAGCAAGCGGCUGCCGCAGGCCAUCAUCAUCGGCGUCAAGAAGGGCGGGACGCGGGCGCUGCUGGAGUUCCUGCGGGUGCACCCCGACGUGCGCGCCGUCGGCGCCGAGCCCCACUUCUUCGACCGCAACUACGAGCGGGGACUCGCCUGGUACAGGGAGCUGAUGCCCAGGACCCUGGAGGGGCAGAUCACCAUGGAGAAGACCCCCAGCUACUUCGUCACCAAGGAGGCCCCAGCCCGCAUCUCCUCCAUGUCCAGGGGCACCAAGCUGAUCGUGGUGGUGCGGGACCCCGUGACCAGAGCCAUCUCGGACUACACCCAGACGCUCUCCAAGAAGCCUGACAUCCCCACCUUUGAGAGCCUGACCUUCAAAAACAGGACUACGGGCCUGAUCGACACCUCGUGGAGCGCCAUCCAGAUUGGCAUCUACGCCAAGCACCUGGAGAACUGGCUGCUGCACUUCCCCAUCGGGCAGAUCCUCUUUGUCAGCGGGGAGAGGCUCAUCAGCGAUCCUGCAGGGGAGCUGGGCAGGGUCCAGGACUUUCUGGGCCUCAAGAGGAUCAUCACGGACAAACACUUCUACUUCAACAAAACCAAGGGCUUCCCGUGCCUGAAGAAGGCAGAGGGCAGCAGCAAACCCCACUGUCUGGGCAAGACAAAAGGCAGGACCCACCCUGACAUCGACCAGGAGGUGGUGCAGAGGCUGAGGGACUUCUACCGGCCAUUCAACAUGAAGUUCUACCAGAUGACAGGGCAGGACUUCGGCUGGGACUGAGGCUGAAAGAAAUAAUUUAAGAAAAGGAAAAUAUAAUAUAAUAUAUAUAUUUUUUUUACGUAUCAGUAGAGAGGCGGGGGGAAAUGCGGGGAAAAAAAAAUAAUAGCUGUGCUGAAACACGGUUUGAUCUGAUUUGGUUUUAUUCUUUUUUCUUUUUUUUUAAACUGCUUUGUUUCCUUUCUUCUCUCAGAGAAGAGGUGCUGUGUACAUCCACAAAAGGAGGCUGUGGGCAACAACAGUCUGGUCCUACUGACAUGAGCAGCUUCCCUCAAUGGGCCAAGGUUUAGCUCUGCCUCUGUAAAAAAACACAGGUGCAAAGUUUUUAGCAGUGACAGGGGUGCUUGGGGCAGCUCAGUGUCUUCCUGAAAGUUCAGCCAGGUUUUGGCUUGCAAGAGCCAUUUUGGCCAGACCUCACCACUUUUGACAAUAAAACAAAGGUGGCUUAAUACCUAAUUUGGCUUUCCAAAUGUUACCUUGGGGGAUUUUUUAUUGCAUGAAACAUUUGGUGAAUUUUGCUUCCACUUAUCCAAUUUUUUUGUUUUACUUUUACCCCCCUUAAAUCAAGCUCUUUUCAUCAGCCAAGCUUAUUUUUCCUCUUAAGGAAGCCAAAACCAAUAAUCCUUUGUUUUGUUUUGAGAGAAAAUAAUUUUGGUAGCCAGAAGUGAAAGAACACAAAUGAUUCUUUUGACUUUAUAAUGAAAAUUGCCAGGUAGUCAAAAGGCCUCAUUCACAGCUCUGGCUCUAAACCAGGGCUCCCUAUUGCAUCCCUUUUACUACUCUGACAGCAAAAUGAUUUUCUAAGGGUUUUUUUUCCUAAGGGGGGCCCAUCUGGAGGGAUUUUGGGGAUGGGAAGGAAGGUCCACACUGAGAUGAUGCUGAUGGCACACCCUGAAGGUGCUGGGGGGACCCACCAGGCAUUUUCAGGAAACUUCUUGGUGUCCAGUGGUCAUGGUUUAAGCCAUAAUGAUGAAUGUUUUAAGUUGGGCCAGUCUUAAGUAGACUGGAGGAAGGGUUGGUUGGGAAAAGGUGAGCAAUAAUCAUGUCCAGAAAGAGGAAUGAGAAAACAAUAGUUCUUUCCUAAAGGAGAACGGAGGGGGAAGCUGGAAGGGUGUGAAGGGCUUUAAAAACUGUCAGGCAAAACCUUUACCACGUUUCUUUAGCUGGUGGAAAUGUUUCAGUGACAGGAAUCUGUUAGUGAAGCAGAGUCUUUUAUUCCAUGGGCUCAUUUAUCUGCUGGCUUUUGAUCUUCAGCGUUUCUGAGCUCUGGGGCUACCCAGUUACACCUUGGGGCUGCACAAAGCACAUGGCAGUGCUCCCUCUCCUGAGCCCAGCUCUGAGGAGUGCCUGAAGGGGUAAAACAAACUGUGGGGGGAUCCCCCAGGAAUGGGGUUAGGAAGAAGCCUGGGGAUUGAGUUCACUGGCUCCCUGCAUACCAGCAAAAAUGUUAAUAAAAUCCCAGAAGAGCAGAGAUUUCAGAGUCCAAAGAGAAUUGGAUCAGAAGUUACAAUUUCACCUGUGAGGGAGGCAUUUCCACCUUGGCAAGUUAGGAAAAGAGUUUGGUGACCCUCUCAGCCUCAUGGCACUGAGUUCCUCUGCGCGUGCUGAGCCACAGCUUCUCCUGGCUGCCCUAAACCACCUUCCUACUCAGCCCUACACGCCUCCUUCUGUCCCCAAAGAUGCUGAGUCCUGGAACCUUCCCAUCCCCUGAAGACACAAGCCCACAGGGUUUUGCAUGCCAGGCCCUUUUCCCAAGGGAAUGAAAAUAGCUUUAUUCAGCUCGUGAAGCCCCCGGAGCUUCUCCCACAGCUGGCACUGCAAGGCUCUACCUGAGCCCAGGUCCCCAUGCCCCAGCUGGCAGGGAAGUGGUGAUGGGCUGGUGGCACCAAAGCCAGGCUCUGCUCAGCCCUCUGCCCUGGUGUGGCACAGCUCAGUGCCGUGUUCACUCCCUCCACUGGUGCUUUCACCUCCUCCCACAUUUAUGUCUCAUUUUAAGGCCUUUUUUGGCAAUGUGCCAUGCCACAUCUGCAUAAACACUUCACCUUACAGCAGAAAGGAGGAUGAGGCACCACACAGACUCCCAACAUCCCUUCUCCUGCCUGCCUCCCUUCAGCCCCUCAAAAUCCAGGCAAGACAUGACCUGAGAAGGUCAGAGAUGGUCACAGAGCUCUGGCUCCACGGGACCACGGACCCUCCCAGCAUCUGCAGUUCAAACCAGAAGCUGGGAGAACCUUGGGCUCUUGGUAAUGGGGUCACAUUAUCCUCCCCAGUGUGACACUGGAGGUGAGGGGAGCAAUCUGCCUGUGCUGCUCAGAAUGGGCAUGAGGUGUAGCCAAAAGGAAGGAGGAAGUUUUUCGCAGAGAGUGGUCAAAUACUGGAAUCAUCUGCCCAGGGAGGUGGUGGAGUCACCAUCCCUGGAUGUGUUUAAAAAAAGACUCUAUGUGGCACUGGGUGCCAUGAUCUAGUUGAGGUGUUAGAACAUGGGUUGGACUCGAUGAUCUUAAAGGUCUCUUCCAACCUAGAAAUUCUCUGAUUCUGUGAUUCUGUGAAAAGGAUGGUGGGUAAUUAUUGGGACAAAUAUUCUAAGAGCAAAGUUUUGGGGGCAGGAAGGGGGGAUGGACAGUUCCCCAUGCUGUGCUCUUUCAUUCAAAUGGAAAAACCAAGGUGGUAGUGAGGAUGAGGCAUCAGUCACUCACAGGCAUAACCAAACGUUGCCAGCACCAGCAGGGCACAAAGUCUGAGGUCUUCCUGAAAAGAAGAUUCUAGCAUGCCAUUUCUUUGGUAUUUAAGGAGAAUGAAGGUUGGGAUAAUACAGACAUGCCUUUGACAAGUUCUUGUGGUUUAAGCCCAGCUGGGAUCUCAGCCCCACUCACUCACUCCACAGGUGAGAUGGGGAGAGAAUUGGAAGAGUAAAUCUAAGGAAACCUGUGGGUUGGGAUAAAGACAAUUUAAUAGGUAAAACAAAACUACACACACAAGCAGAGCAAACCAAGAAAUUAAUUCCAGGCUUCCCAUGGGUGCUCACAUGCUCAUCCCCAGGACGGCAGGGCUCCCUCACGUUUGGAAUGGCGACUCGAGAAGACGAACACCAUCACUCAAAAAAUUUCCUGCUUCCUUCUUUUCCCAUUUUUAUAUGCUAAGCAUGAUGCCGUAUGGUCUGGAAUAUCCCUUGCAGCCAGCAGGGUCAGCUGUCCUGGCUGUGUCCCCUCCCAGCUCCCUGUGCACCCCCAGCCUCCUCACUGUAGGAGCAGGAAAAGCCUUGAUGCUGUGUAAGAACUGCUCAGCCCCAGUGAAAAAACAUCCCUGGGUUAUCAGCGCUGUUCCUAGCACAAAUCCAAACCACAGUCCUGUGAACAAAAUGAACCCUACCCCAGCCAAAACCGGCAGACAAAUAUAAACAUCACUUACGAGGAUGAUGCUUUAAAAAAUCAAUAUAGUUAUAUUGCUAUUUUCUCCCACACAGUCAGAUUUGCACUACCAUAAAGCAGCUUUAUAGGGCCACAGACUGGUCUCCCCAUAUUGCACAAGCUGCAGCAAUACCAAGCAUUUUUUACAGCUGAGUGUCUGCACCUGCCACCAAAUCCCUGCCAUUAAAUCAGAAGAGCCUUGAUAUGUACACAAGCCCAUCAAAUGUGCCUUUAAAAACUCUUCCCAGCACAUCAAGCUCAGCCACUUAGGAAUACUUUCCCCUAAAUGCUUCAGUGUUUUACUCCCCCUCAUUUCCAGGGGUUUGAAUACCUUGUUGCACACCUUGUAAAGCUAUUUAGGGAUCUGGGGCUGUGAUUGAUUGGUUUUGAUCUGGGCCAUAAGUAGUUUUGAAAAUCCCUUCACAUAUGAACAAUGGCUUUUAAAAAGAGGUCAUGCAACCAAAUUGCUUUGAACUCUAAUAGCAUUUAAGCCUCUAAACUCUUUAGGCUUAUUUGAAAAUCCAGCCAUGAAGUUUAGAUUAUUUUAACCUAAGAAGAAUUGAAGGUAAACUAUUGAAAACCACAUCCCUCCUGGGCCUGCAGGGCUGAGCACGUGUAUUGGAGGGGAAAUCAAAAGUAGCUAUAAAUAAAAAGUGUUUUUCUUAAAAAAAAAAAAAGGAAAAAAGGCGGAAAAAUAUAAACGUUAACGAUGAGAAAAUAAUUAGGUUAUUAAAUGCUUCUGGUCUCAAUAAUCAAAUCUGCCAUUAGGCAUUGAUGAAGCUCAGGCUCAUAUGUGAAGCAACAUUUGGAUUUUAGAACAAAUCCAAAUUUUGGAUUUGUUUUAAGAAGAGAAAAAAAAAACCCAUCCGCACCAAUCUACAAGGCAUCCUAUAAGCAUCAAGUGGCAAAUUGAUGGUAAGAGGUUUUGUACAAUGAGGGUGGUGAGGCCUGGGUUGCUCAGGUGGUGGAUUCCCCAUCCCUGGACGUGUCCAAGGCCAGACUGGACUUGCAGCAUCCUGGGAUGGUGGAAGGUGUCCCUGGAAUGAGAUCAGCUUUGUGGUCCCUUCCAAUCCAAACCAUCCCAUGGCUCCAUGAUCUUUGAGGGGACAGACACAGCCACAGAUGGCACCACAGCUCUCCUGCACUGAGACCACAGGAGUGUGGGCCUGGGUGUGCUGAGCACCAGGAUUGCCCCAAAAUCUUCAAAAAUCAUAUUUUCCCCCCACUGCUGUUGAGAUGCUUUGGCACAGGCUCGUGGAGCCCAGUUCAUUGCAGGUGAGAUCUCCCUUUAACCCACCAGCCACAGCUUUCAGCCACACCUGGAGGGUGGGGAAGCUCUUUGCUCUCUGUUUCAACUGAAAAAUUCAGAGAAAUGGGGUUUUCUUUACCAGUGCAGUUUGGCAAGGCAAUACCAGGUCUUUCUGCUGCUGUGAAACCCAUCCCUGCCAUUCCUGGGAGGGCAAGGCUGGGGCUGCUGUGCCUGUGGUAUCCUUGGUGCUGAUUUUGAGCCACGGGGAACUUUCUCAGCUGCUGUGGGAGUGCUGCCACUCCAUGAUCUGCACGGUCAAAAGGAGUUUAUACAUCAUGGAGAUCAGUGUGGGAGACUCCUCUGCCUGGUGUCAGGGUGGCCUCUGGGUGCAGCACUAAGGAGUCAAAUUUCCAGCAAUAAUUUGGCCUUUCCUACCCUGCACAGGGUGAUUCUGGCUUGCACUGAUUCUCAGUUCUCCCACAUCCACACUUCACACUUCACAGCAUCAAGUCUCCAGAUGAAGGGGAAAUAUUGCACAUUUUCCUAACCAUUAAAACAUUCCUUGAUUGUAUGCAGCAGUUUCUGGGUUUUCUCUCCUCCCUCCUCUUCACUUGGUGAUACUGUCAUCCUUCUCCCUUUGGUGCUAUUUCAGUAUGGAAAAAAAAUAUUUUAAUUUAAUUUAAGAAUGAAAAAGCACACAUUUAAUAAAGUUUACGGGUACUGAGAGGCUGUGCUCUCUUUUUGCUGGUGGCAGCAACCUGGAAAGAGGGGGCAGGUUUAUGAAAAAAGGUGGGAAACCACAAAAUUACCCAUUUGUGUCUGAUUUUGGUCUCCUAAAUCUGACUCACUCCAUGGCUCUGCCUUCUGUGAGCU
Molecule: messenger RNA, 7106 nt
Organism: Motacilla alba alba
Lineage: Eukaryota; Metazoa; Chordata; Aves; Passeriformes; Motacillidae
Product: heparan sulfate glucosamine 3-O-sulfotransferase 3A1-like
Exons: 2
Coding region: 402-1580 (392 amino acids)
Molecular function (GO): [heparan sulfate]-glucosamine 3-sulfotransferase activity
Source: RefSeq, a predicted model, not a curated record